Molecule: messenger RNA, 1964 nt
Organism: Oryza brachyantha (malo sina)
Lineage: Eukaryota; Viridiplantae; Streptophyta; Magnoliopsida; Poales; Poaceae
Product: beta-fructofuranosidase, insoluble isoenzyme 5
Exons: 6
Coding region: 80-1792 (570 amino acids)
Biological process (GO): carbohydrate metabolic process
Molecular function (GO): hydrolase activity, hydrolyzing O-glycosyl compounds
Source: RefSeq, a predicted model, not a curated record
AACGUCAUUCGGCCACAGCAAUGAAACAUCUCGUCCUGUUCUUUUUUCACCAAACGUCUCGUCCUGUUCGUCUUCUCCAAUGUGCCCUACGAACGGAAAGCUGCACCUGGAUAAUGGCAGAACCGCCUACCAUUUCCAGCCUGCCAAGUUCUGGCAGAAUGAUCCAAAUGGGCCUCUGUACCACAACGGCUUGUACCACUUCUUCUUCCAGUACAACCCGCACGGCCCGCUCUGGGACACCGGCAAGCUCUCCUGGGGCCACUCCGUCUCCGGCGACCUCGUGAACUGGGCCUUCCUCGGCACGGCGCUCGACCCCACCGACCCGUUCGACGUCAACGGAUGCUGGUCGGGCUCCGCCACCGUCCUCCCCGGCGGCCGCCCCGCCUUCCUCUACACCGGCAGGGACGCCGACGGCGUUCAGGUGCAGAACGUGGCCUUCGCCAAGAACCCGCUCGACCCGCUCCUCCGCGAGUGGGAGAAGCCUAGCUGCAACCCGGUCGUCGCUAUCCCCGCCGACGUCACCAACAACAACUUCCGCGACCCCACGACGGCGUGGCUCGGCCGGGACGGCCUGUGGAGGAUGGCCGUCGCCGCCGAGGUCGGCGGCGCGGGCUCCGCUCUGGUCUACCGGAGCGCCGACUUCCUCCGCUGGGAGCGGAACGCCGCGCCGAUGCACUCGUCGGCGGCCGUCCCCGUCCUGGAGUGCCCGGACUUCUUUCCGGUGGUGGAGCACGGCUCCGAGGGUCUCGACGCGUCGGCGAACGGCGCCGGGGUGAAGCACGUGCUCAAGCUCAGCGAGUUCGACACGCAUCAGGACUUCUACAUGGUGGGGCGGUACGCCGACGAGGAGGACACCUUCUCGCCGGAGGAGAGCGAGCGCGGGGACAACUGCCGGAGCUGGCGCUGCAUCGACUACGGGCAGGCGUACGCCGCCAAGUCGUUCUUCGACGCGCGCCGGCAGCGGCGGGUGCAGUGGCUGUGGGUCAACGAGUACGACACCAAGGUCGACGACGUCGCCAAGGGCUGGGCCGGCGUUCAGGCGUUCCCGAGGAAGGUGUGGCUGGACAGCGACGGGAAGCAGCUGCUGCAGUGGCCCGUCGACGAGAUCGAGACGCUGAGGACGAAGCGUGUCGGGCUACAGGGCACGGAGGUGAAGGCCGGUGGCCUGCACGAGAUCGCCGGCAUCGCGACCUCCCAGGCCGACGUCGAGGUCGUUUUCGAGAUCCCAAACCUCAAGGAGGAGGCCGAGAGCUUCGACCCGGAGUGGCUGGAUCCCCACAAGCUAUGCAAGGAGAAGGGCGCCGCCUUCGCGCACGGCGGCGUCGGCCCGUUCGGGCUCAUCAUCAUGGCCUCCGGCGACCUGCAGGAGCAAACCGCCGUCUUCUUCAGAGUGUUCAGGCACCAUGGAAAGUACAAAGUUUUCAUGUGCACGGACCUCUCAAGGUCAUCUACGAGAGAAGAUGUGUACAAAGACGCUUACGGAGGAUUCGUGGAUGUCGACAUAGAGAAGGACAAGAGCAUAUCACUCAGAACACUGAUUGAUCACUCGAUGAUUGAGAGCUUCGGCGGCAAUGGACGAGCGUGCAUCACGACACGGGUGUACCCUGAACACGUAGCAACAAGCAGCAGUCACCUGUAUGUGUUCAACAAUGGAUCGGGCACUGUGAAUGUGUCCAAACUCGAGGCCUGGGAGUUGGCCACGGCGAACGUGAAUGUUGCAGAUGCUGACUUGGCUGCAUUGGACGCAAUACGCGUAGCUGAUGGAACCUGUCAGGAUGCAGUUGCUGUGUAGUAUGAUCAAUGGCCACUGUGUUUGCUGAUCGAUUUACUAUCAUUUAUCUCUGAUUAAUCAUGAGAUAAGGUCUGUUGCGCCUUGCCUGUAUAGAGGCUUAUUAUCAAGAGAAAUAAAAUAAAGGUUGCGUAUGAAAAAUGUUCAGCAAUAAAACAUUGGUUGCUUUACAAGG